This is a messenger RNA of Limanda limanda (common dab), 1934 nucleotides long. It is a transcript of the gene mapk12a, whose product is annotated as mitogen-activated protein kinase 12a. Gene Ontology annotation, molecular function: MAP kinase activity; ATP binding. The record is from RefSeq and is a predicted model, not a curated record. NCBI's taxonomy places the organism in Eukaryota, Metazoa, Chordata, Actinopteri, Pleuronectiformes, Pleuronectidae. Gene Ontology annotation, cellular component: cytoplasm; nucleus. Bases 96 to 1181 code for a protein of 361 amino acids. The transcript has 12 exons. Gene Ontology annotation, biological process: protein phosphorylation; intracellular signal transduction.
GACGACGCACAAAAACAAAAACAGCCAAGGGAGAAGAAGAAGACUCAAACCGGACGUAUUCUAUUUUUUAUUUAGGUUUUUCAACUUCUAUAAACAUGUCCAAGCGCGUCAGACCCGGGUACUACCGACAAGAAGUCAACAAAACCUCCUGGGAAGUGCCGGAUCGGUACCGGGACCUGCGGCAGGUGGGCACCGGGGCGUACGGGACGGUCUGCUCGGCGGUGGAUUCCAGGACAGGAGGCAAAGUGGCGAUCAAGAAGCUGUACCGACCUUUCCAGUCCGAGCUCUUCGCCAAACGGGCCUACCGGGAGCUGAGGCUCCUCAAACACAUGAAGCACGAGAACGUGAUUGGCCUCUUAGAUGUGUUUACUGCUGACCUCUCCCUGGACAGAUUCCACGAUUUCUACCUGGUGAUGCCGUACAUGGGGACGGAUCUGGGGAAGCUGAUGAAGCUGCAGAGGCUGUCGGAGGAGAAAAUUCAGUAUUUAGUUUAUCAGAUGCUCAAAGGGCUGAAGUAUAUUCAUUCGGCCGGUAUAAUUCACAGGGACCUCAAACCAGGAAAUCUCGCCAUCAACCAAGACUGUGAGCUCAAGAUUCUGGACUUUGGUUUGGCGCGACAGGCAGACAGCGAGAUGACGGGCUACGUGGUGACUCGCUGGUACAGAGCCCCCGAGGUCAUCCUGAGCUGGAUGCACUACACUCAGACUGUGGACAUUUGGUCUGUGGGCUGCAUCAUGGCGGAAAUGCUGCAGGGAAGACCUCUCUUUAAAGGCAGCGACCACCUCGAUCAGCUGACUGAGAUCAUGAAAAUCACCGGAACACCAACUCAGGACUUUAUAUCAAAACUAGAAUCCCAGGAUGCUAAAAGCUACAUCAAAAGUCUUCCCAAAGUGGAAAAGAAAGAGCUCCAGAAGCUGAUUUCCACAACUAAUCCACAAGCCGUGUCUGUGCUGGAGCGCAUGUUGCUGCUGGAUCCUCAGAGCAGGGCGACCGCUGCCGAGGCCCUCACGCUCCCCUACUUCACAGAGUUUAGAGAAACUGAGGAAGAGACGGAAGCGCAGACGUACGACCACUCGUUAGACAACGCAGACCUGUCGCUGGACCAGUGGAAACGUCACACCUUCACAGAGAUCUUGACGUUCAAACCCGUCGUGCCAGAAUCCAAGGAAACAUCACUGUGAGACAGAGAGAGUGGGCUGAGCAGCCGGGGACCAAACCUAACGAGCACGUCUUCUUCAUCUCCAGCUACAAAACCUCUCUGAUCACAAGAAUUAAUGAAUGACCACAGACUCUGUUCCCCCUCCAGUGCAACCUGCUGUGUUUUUGAUUCCCUCGCUGUUUGUCGCCGUCGUCGUAAAAAAAACAGAUUUCUUUCUUUGUAGCUUGACUUCGUUACAGCAGCUCUACUUCCUGAGUCGUUUCAGCACUUCCUACUGUGCUGAGGAUCCUAACUCACACUUAUACUUGAUAUAAGUCGGAUAAUAUCCAAGUACAUCGCUCCUUACCUGUGAAUCUAGAAAUAAGAGGAGACACAGUUUUUAGAACACUGAAAUUCUUGAAAUUGCCUGGUGUCAGUCGUUUAAUUUCCAAGACUUAUUUGUAUCUGUGGUUAAGGCCGGGUUGAAAGUUAAUAGAUAGAAAAAUGCUUCUUUAAUCAGUGAAGUAAUUCCCCGAUCAGUGACUACAUGCCCUUAAAAUUCCAUUAAUUGUUGUGUUUGUGUGCACGUGUCGUCACUGUAUGUGUACUAUGACCUAGUCUCUCCUCGCCGGGGCCUUAACGAUAAAGAUCGGCAGCUCUUAUCAAAUCCAUCCCAGCAGGUUAAAGGCAAAAACAUUGUCUUUUUCAAUUUUAAACCAAAAACACAAGAGAGAAAUGUCACAAUGUUGUUUUUUUAUGAAACUGAAAUUUGCACAAAACACAUUUUCUAUGUUGA